Molecule: messenger RNA, 3540 nt
Organism: Thermothielavioides terrestris NRRL 8126
Lineage: Eukaryota; Fungi; Ascomycota; Sordariomycetes; Sordariales; Chaetomiaceae
Exons: 3
Coding region: 540-2420 (626 amino acids)
Biological process (GO): regulation of transcription by RNA polymerase II; cell differentiation
Molecular function (GO): DNA-binding transcription factor activity, RNA polymerase II-specific; RNA polymerase II cis-regulatory region sequence-specific DNA binding
Source: RefSeq, a predicted model, not a curated record
AGUCUCUCUUUUUUGUCACCUUUCGGCCGCCUCACGCCGUCUUUCGUCCAACGCCCUAUCCUUUCACCCUUCCCCCUCCCCACUUCUACCUUCGCUUUUCUCACCACAGUCACUCCCUUGGAAUAAACAUUCAUCUCUACGUUUUCACGGAAUCCGUUCAUUCUUUCCGGGUUCCAUUUUGCCUCUAUUUCACUCUGACCCUCCUGUUCUGACGCAACCCCGGCGGACGGGCUUCCCCUAUCCGACUCGGCGACCGACAGCAACCUCCUGUUCCGAUCUCUGGUCCAGGACGACACUCCUUUGCAACGCUCAAUUUCCCAUUGUUCUUUUGAUCGUCCACUCCUUCCAACGCCUUAGAAUCCGUGGAACCUUGGAUUCUUCGACUUUCCGCCAUCGGCUUCCGCAGUUAUCAGCUCACCAAUUCGACACACCGCCCAUUAGUAGCCGCCACUUGAAGGAUCGGUUUUGAGGGAGGGAAAGGAAAACAUUCAUUUUUAUCGAAACCCAUCUCUUCGACGAAGACGACGGCGCGGCACGAAAUGGCGACCGACGUGAUCCAACAAGAGGUCAAACAGGAAUUCAAGGAGAAUUCCGGGGACGAGGUUAAGCAAGAGGAGGGAGUCGCUCUGUCGGUGUCGGCUGCGUCGGCCUCACCGUCUUCCAGCAAGUCACCUCUCCCUACGCCCAAGUCUGCCAGCCCGAACAAGGCGACCAAGUCCCCUGCCAAUGGAUCCAAGGCCCAGGGCUCGGGGUCACGGCGGCCGGCGCGCAAGAGCACCCUCACUCAGCAACAGAAGAACCAGAAGAGACAGCGGGCGACGCAGGAUCAGUUGGCCACGCUCGAAAUGGAAUUCAAUAAGAACCCGACGCCCACGGCAACUGUCCGUGAGAGGAUAGCUGAGGAGAUUAACAUGACCGAGAGGUCUGUCCAGAUCUGGUUCCAGAACCGACGCGCCAAGAUUAAGAUGCUGGCGAAGAAGAGCCUGGAAAGCGGCGAGGACAUGGACUCCAUCCCGGAGUCGAUGCGCCAGUAUCUUGCGAUGCAGGCCAUGGAGUCGGGCAAGAGCAUCCCCGGCUUUCUCGGUCGCACCGGCCUUAUGCCAUAUGGACACCAGGGGAUGAUGGGCGGUGAGCAGUCCGGCCCUGGCAAAGUCUUGAUCCACCAUCUCAACUGCCGGUCCCUCACCAUCGGCAGGUGGAUGCGGGUUGGCCAGAACGCCAUGGACCUGAUCAUCUUCUACUCUCCCGACAAGUGCACGAUGACGUAUUACAUCAACAACGACCAGGCCGGGUACAAGAUCGAGUACCCGUUUUCGUACAUCAAGAACAUCUACCUCAACAACGCCGAAGGCGGAGAUCAACUCGGCGGCAUCACGAUUGAGCUUUUGCACCCGCCCCUGUUCUACAUGGACUCGUCGACCACCGCAACCUUCAUCCAGGUCAACGAUUUCACCGAAGACAUGCAGGCGUCGCGGGUGCUGACGCACCACCUCGGUGGAAAUCCGAAGGUGCUGAGCGGGCAGCUGGCGAAGCUGGUCAGCUUGGAGGUUUUCAUGCACCGCCACAGUGCCCCGGCUCCCGUGUAUGACCAGCUUCACCCGCUGUCGAUGUCCGCCCCCGUCUCCCCCGCCGCGCGGCCGUCGUCGCAGCCGAACUUCGCCCAGCCGCACGCCGGCAUGUUCCAAGAGUCGCAGUGGGGUAUCCCCGCCCAUCAGACCAUGAUGAUGCGGGGGCCGGGUCACAAGAGACAGCGCAGCCGCAGUGUGCCGGGCCCGAUCGACUUCCAGACGAUGCAGCUCCUGCAACAUCCGCCGAGUUUCCACAUCACCCAGCCCGAGCAUCAGCCGCCGGCUCACAACCCGCCCAUCUUUAGCCCGAUCCCUCAGCAACCAAACAUGUUGGGGCCUGUUGGACCCAACCUACGGAUUGACACGCGGGCUGGCUUCGGGGCCGUGGAUAUGCGACCGUAUCCGCUCUCCGCGACAACGGCGCCCUCGCCGUCGGACUAUUCGAGCCCCAACUUCUUCGCCACUCAGCCUCCAGAGAACGGCGGGCUUCCUGCGCCUAGCUUCACCCCGUACAGCGGCACGUUUUCGCCGCUGGUCAACCCUGCGAAUCUAGGCGUGCCUGCUCCGCCGAUCUCGCCGCUCUCGUUCAACCACCCAGACCCGGCGAUUGUGGGAGAGUCUCCGCCCAUGUCGAUGCCUCCGAUUUGCGAGGGGUCGGCCAUCUCAGACGACGGCGCCAGCCUGAACGACAUGUACCAGACCGGGAAGCCGACCAUCACGCUCCCGCUUCACCCACACUCGCCGUUUGUGGAGCCCAAUCAGGCGGACAUGGAGCUCAACCAGUUCAUGGACCUCAAACGCUUCGAUGCCGAGCAGGCUUCGCUGUCGCCCGAGAGCGUCCAAGCCCAGUGAGCCCCCCGGGGAUGACGCCUCGCUUCUCCUUUUUGCUGCGCAUCUCCGGGGUCAGGCGGUGCUUCAGCGCUGCUCUCGGCAAAUACAACAUAGAUGGUCCAUGAUGUGCGAUAUACCCGUCGAGAGAGUGGUCUUUCACUGGCUCGACUUUCCUUUCUGGCGUUCAGAGGUUUUAGUCGUUGUAUAUACCAGGGAGCUUCUUGUCGCGGGCCUGUCGGUUUUCCCCUGGAACGGACAGACCGGGUGUACGACAUAAACCCAGCCGUUCUGGACUCUCCGAAAUCUAUCAACGGACACACAAAUCCCUCGCAACUUUCCACCCUGUUGUCCCAUUUCAUCGAUCAGUCACGAAAUUGUAUGACGAUAUCCCAGCCAUUUGUGCCUCCGUCUGGCACAAUGGCAUCGGAUUUUUCUCAUUCUUGGUCUUGCGUCACACCUUGCUCUGCUCGCGUUUUGCGUUGCUGCUUUUCCUCCUCUCAUCCUUGCAUGCGGAUUCGUUUUCGCUUGUUGCUCUCCCGAGGACACUUGCUACGUCGUCCGCCGGGAAAAAGCCCUUUUUAAUACCUAUUCCCUAGUUCGUGGACUGGUCUGGUCGGGGACGAAACGGCGUGUCAGAAGACGGAGCCGAUGGCCGUGUGCUGCGCAGGGAAGGAAGAAUGGUGAAGGCCCAGGAGGCUUGUUUUCCCUUUUCUCUCUUGGUAAUGCGGUUCUAGCUAUCUUUUGGGUGGGGGUUGGGAGCAUCAUUUGCGCUGCGAAACACUAGGAACGGUUGGGUUGGUGGAUUUUGGGAGUUGAUAUCUGGCUUUUUGCAAAUUGAGGAGCAAUGAACAUCAAAAGAGUGACACGGUGGCCCAACUCUGUACAGGGUGAGGUGGUGGAUCGUGGUGCAGACAGUCGACUCGAACUGGGUGCGCUGGGGUAGGUCCAGGUUUAUUCCUGUAUCUUUCCUCGCCCAUCCAAUGGUGGUAGUGCUGCGGUUUGAGCGGUAACUUGGGCGGCUCUCUGUUCGGUGAUGGAAGGGCUGUUCCAGCCAUUCUUGCGGCAUGCUCAGGUUGUUUGCCUACUCCGUAUCCCGUAUAAUGAGUGACAGCAGGACGUAAGUGAGCGAGCGUUUUCGCUG